This is a messenger RNA of Achroia grisella, 4486 nucleotides long. Its product is annotated as androglobin-like. The record is from RefSeq and is a predicted model, not a curated record. Lineage: Eukaryota; Metazoa; Arthropoda; Insecta; Lepidoptera; Pyralidae. The transcript has 28 exons. Gene Ontology annotation, molecular function: protein binding. Bases 1 to 4470 code for a protein of 1489 amino acids.
AUGUCUAAAAAAGUGGACCAAGCUAAAAGCGCGCUAGUCUUCGAAAUAGAUCCAACAGAAUGUCCCUUCAGAGAGUUCCGAGAUAACGAGCUCCAAUCGGAAUUCUGGGGACUGGGUCCAGCGGCUUUUCGUGCUGCUAUGCUUCUAAACAAGACCGCUGUAAAGCCACCAGCAGACCACAUCUGGGUGGAUGAGCAAACUCAGCCCCUCCCCAGGUCUGUGCGACGGUAUCUUCACAGUUGGGUGCGAGCUGAAGACCUGGCGAUGAACAGAUGGGGGGCGGAAACUGUGGUCUUUGAGGACAAUGAUGGAGGGAAGAUGUCAAUCGCGGAUAUUCAGCUGAGUCAUCCUCAAGUUCUGCUCAGAUCCUCAUUCUGCAGACGAGUGUUAUCCGCGUGUUUUAUAUUGGAAAGAGUGGACGGGUUUGUGGUGGAACACCAAUGGGAGAACUUCGUUUUCAACGUGGGACCUGAAGGUUGGAGGGGCAGGUAUCAUAUCUACGCACCAGGUACAAAACCUGGCGGUGGAUCGCAGCAUAGACCUGGAUUAUCCAGAAAUGGUUGUUAUCUCGUUCGUCUUUUCUACCUCGGAGCGUGGAGAUGCGUCUGGGUCAGUGAUCAAGUACCCGUGGAUGCAACUGACUCCCCUCUACUUCCUUUCUCCCCUCUACUGAGCCACACCCCUACAGCUAAGCCAGGGUUGAAACAAGCUCCCACUACUGUCACCUCACCUGUGGUACAUUUAUGGCCAUUAUUGCUUUGCAAGGCGCUACUCAAGUUGGCUGCUCCUGAUAUGAAUUCGGAUGAUACCGUCGACUACUUAGAGGACGAGCUAUUCAAGGAAUUCAACAUCAUGCACUGUCUAACUGGGGCGAUGGACAUGACCUACCACAUUACUGAUGCUGAAGAAUUGUGGACUGUGAUAUGUAAUGAAGUGCCGGUAUUCUCCUGGGAUGAAGAUGACGACACCUUGACGAGUACGGUCAAAUCCAAGAGUACAAAGAAACUUACAGCUAAAGAGAUUGCCGUUGUUAGGCGUGGAUCAAUGACGUCACUCAUUAUAGAAGAUACCAAGAACUGCCCUCCGUAUUCAUUGCCCGGCAUCACUCCUGGACAUGAAAUGGAUCUCCUCAUCACGAUGGCACGAGAUCUGCCCAUGAAGAAACCUCUGCCUGAACCAGAAGUGGCAUCAUGGAAGCAGUAUCGCUGGGUGGACUGGGCUCGUCACCAUGGUCUGUACGAGGCCUACGACUGUCCACGGACGAGAUUCCUCAAAGUCACUGGUCUUCUCAAAAUGUCCUACGCUCCCCACUUGCUUGAUGUCCAAAGCACCGAGUCUAUUACAUUUGGUUUCCGAGAAGAACAGGAUAGAACUGCUGCGGUUAUAAAGAAAGGAGACGGAAAAUAUGUGAACCGAUCUAACACGGUCAACUCUUCCAUGGCGCAGCAAAUCAAAGAAGAAUUACGUGAAUGGAUACAAUACAAUUCGCUACAAGAGUUAGUGAAGGAGACCCAUAUACUAUAUUAUCCUUCAAUGUACCAAUUCACAUCCGCCGGAAGUAAUCCUCUGACACGAAUCACCAAAGGCAAUGUCAAUAAACCUCUCGAUGUACCUGCCCCGAAAUCAGCACCACUUUACCUUCAAAUCGAUGGGCCCGACGAAAUAGUUCUCCGAAUUUCACUGAGCAUGCUCCAUCCGAGGGUUUUGUUUAAUUCAGGAGUGCCGAUAGUGGAUUAUAUCGAGCCGGCGUACUUGAUCGUUGAGAGGUUUGAAUGGUUCGUUGAUUGUGAGGUUGCAAAGGCAAAAGCAUUUAUACAGACACGAGGAUAUGAUUCCGUUGAAAUUAGACUUCAACCGGGCAGACAUUUUUGCAGAUUAUGGGUACACUCGCGCAUGAAUUGGCACUUAAUGCUGCUCAGUGAAUCUACUUUGCUUCUUGGCUCCCGAGAUAUAAUUCAGUGCGCUGCAGUUCGCGAAUGUUCCUGGGCAUCUCGAUUCCUAUUCAACUUGUCUACAGCGUUUACUAACUGGAUUCGUGUUAAUAGAUCUGUUUUAAAUAUUUUAGGAGCUAAUAGAGAAUUUUACAAAUCGUAUCAACCAGAUCUUACAUGGGAUCCACAAGUCGUUGGUUAUGACAAAUCUCAGCUGCACUGGAUGUUCAGACAGGCUCUUCAAUCAUUGCUCAGGAAAAGGCUACAGAAUGCAGAAUUCCGAGCAGUAUGUAUGGUGCUAAGACGAUACAUGUACGAUCCUGACUUUGGUCUACCGCCAAAGCCGCUACCACCAAAAUCCUUAAGAGAAAUUGUUCAAGUUGAUCCAUGUGAUUGUCUUAUGCCCGAAUCUGAAGAAAUUGAAGUUAUAGAUGAGCAAUUAGAAGAACAGGUAAUGGAAGAAAAACCUUUAGUUGAUCCAGAAACAAUGACAAAACUACUCACAUCACCAGUAAAUCCAGUAACUUCUCAAGUAUGCGAGUUCGCUAAUGAAGAACUACCAUGCGGUUUAUUGAAAGAAGAAAGAGAGAAGGUAAUAAGACGACACGAAGCUGCAACUGUAUUGCAAGCGCACUGGAGAGGAACAUGGGCUAGAAAAUGUCUCAGUGCACACGUGAUAUUCACACCUGAAGUGUUGAGAACUGUUAUGGAUAAUGCAUUUGGAAAUUUAGAAUCAUUAUCAGCUUUAAUGAAUGAGUUCUUCAGUUUAUAUCCUGGAGCAAAAUAUGCAUAUUCUAUCGCAUCAGCAUUAAGUGGAAAAUAUGGAUUACAUCAAUAUAGCGGAACUUGUCCUGUUACUCCUAACUGCAAGUGGAUACCGUACUUUCAAGGGGUCUUCUUCUGUCAUGGACCUGUGAAGGUUCAUUUUGAUGUUCAAAGUUCUUACCAACAUUAUUGUACCAUGGAGGUAUACAAUAAUGAUACUGGUAUUCAAAUGCCUCAAGCCUUCAAUUCUCAUAUUACUUUUGAUUUCCAACCUAAUGCUCAUGGUUACACAGUUAUAGGCCAUGGAAUAGUUGGCCGACCAGUUCGGUAUAAUCACGAUGUACAUUGGCAGUUGACAGUACUAAGUAGUACCGAUGGAUUAUUCCACGUUUGUGAUAACGAAUUAGAUUUCUGCAAAGAAGUAGCACUACCAUCUGCCAGCAAACUGCAUGUCGAUGAAAUAUUUAUUCCUAAUAGAAGAAAUAUUCUCGGUGGUAUCCAAAUAUCUGUAACGAAGUAUGAAGCUGUUAGUUUCAGAGCUGCGGCCACAUCGCCUGAUCUAGAAAUGGAAGUUGUACUACGUACCAAAACUGAAGGAGUCGUGGAAGAACUGGCCAGGUAUUCAGGAAAAGGUGAAGUCUACUGGCCAUACAUACGCUUGGAUCCAUCACCACCGCCACUCAUGACGACUAAAAGACACUCUGCGUCUCAUGCUAAUUUGGGCUCGGUUAAUCGAGACUCGGCAUUUUUAAGUGCCCGUUCACUGAAGCCUGCAAAAUUAGGAAAAUCAUCUGGGAGGAAUAGAUCAACAACUAAGAUGAAAAUGGCUCCACCUGAACCAAAACAAUAUUAUAUCGAAGUGAUUGCGACAAACGGCUGGCCUUUAACACUAGCACAGUGGAAAAGAGUGGACGAAGUACGGAACUCGCUCGAAUUGUGUAAAUUGGAUGCACCUAUCAAAAAGUCAAUGAAAGAAAAGCCAGGUUCAGCUAAAGAUAAGGAUAAAGAUAAACCUUAUUCAGUACCACCAGUCUAUCAACCACAACCAGGCGAUGCAUAUACUGAAUUGGAGUGUUCUGUAGCCGUUAGCGGAGGAGCGUACUGCAGGCGUGAUGAUGAGAGGGAUCUGGAAUUUGCAGCAGCAAGACGAGCUUGGGAUGCAAAGGAACCUGGAAGAAAUCAGAGAGGUGCUCAGAUAAGGAAAGAAUUCCGCUCCGAGUUUCUAGAAGCCCUACCACCGCCGCCCUCUGAAAGCGUAUAUACAAUAGAGGAAAUGUUUGGUGAAGAAUAUGGAGAGGGGGAAGAAAGAAAGGAUCUCCAGCAACAAGCCCAGCAAGGCCCCACACCGGUCUCUGAGAGUGCACUACUUGAGAUGACAGUCGAGAGUGAAAAAGAGGCAAAAUACAUACUCAUGCCCGAGCAAUUGAGAGACAAAUUCAUACCAUUACAUUUCUUACCAUUUUGCACUAAAGAGAAAAUAGAAGACAACAGUGUAAUAUUAACACCAGAUAUGUGUGAAGCAGCCAAGAAAGACCGACAUGCACGUAUAGAAGCCGCUCUAGACCGCAUGAAAGAAUUACAAAUGUAUAACGAACUGUAUGUAUUGGGCCGGCAGAAGAGAAGAUGUCAUCUCCUUGAGAAAUUAUUUGUUGAUUCGCAAUGGAAUCCAGAAUUAGCUGACGUUCUAGACGAAAGAGACGAGGCUAUUGUUAGAGAAACUCUCAACGGGACACUAUCAGCUACUAAGAAAAAACAAGAGGGAAAGAAGAAGUAAAAUAAAGUUGCAAAUA